Messenger RNA from [Torrubiella] hemipterigena, 1096 nucleotides. The record is from the annotation of a GenBank genome assembly. NCBI's taxonomy places the organism in Eukaryota, Fungi, Ascomycota, Sordariomycetes, Hypocreales, Clavicipitaceae.
GCGGGGUUCUCUGUCUCCGUGUUGGUCGUGGACCGUCCUGUCAAUGGAUAUCUUCCCCUGAAAACAGGUGGCUACCAGGCGAGCCACUAUUCCUCAACCCCUCGCCUUUUGCUAGCAUCUAUAGACACUUGCCAUCUGCCGUUAUCUUUACCGAAUUAUUCUUGAAAUUAUCUUCUUCGCUGCCCCGCACAUUGCACCUCCUACGUCCAUCUUUUACUCCAACACAGCCAACACCAUCACCACCAUGACACUGAAGCUAGUGGAAGUCGUGACUGACGACGAAUUCAACGACAUUGUCCGUUGCGAGUUUGAUAGCUAUGAUACACCUGUAUGUAAGCUCAAGGAUCUCUUCUUCCCUAUCAAAGGAGAAGCAACGGCGGAAAAUCGCGAUAUAGCCAUCGCAGAAGCCACUAAGCGCCAGACGCUAUGGCACAGAUCCGAUCCGUCCAGCCUCUGGAUCAAGGUCGUCGACGAAGAAAACGGAAAAGUAGCCGGUGCGGCUUGCUGGCACAUUUACGACGCUAAUCCUUUCGCCGAGCCCGCAGAAGGCGAGUGCGACUGGUGGCCCGCCGGCGAACACCGCGACAUGGCUAACACCCUCAUGGGCCAAUUCCUUACUCCGCGUAUGACGUGGAUGGCCAAACCUCAUGUCCUUCUUGAGGCAUGUUUUACUCUGCCGGAAUACCGCCGUUGCGGAGUUGGUAACCAACUGAUGCAGUGGGGAAUUGAAAAGGCCGAUGCCAAGGGUCUAGAAGUGUACAUUGACGCAACAGACGUCGGCCGCAUGUUAUACAGACGCUGGGGUUUCCAAGAAGCCGAUGCUAGACAGUUCUCUCUGGCUGAGUUCCCAGAGACUGCUACCCGCAAGGAGAUGGAAGGCAAAGUCUUGCCAUUCGAAUGGUGGCCAAUGCAGAGGCUCGCCAAUGGAAAGUACGAGAAGGGUAAGGAUUUAUUGGCAUGGGACAGCUAGACCACCGCUGGAACACUGUAAACGUGUAAUUAGUGGUUUAAUCUUUAUCAAGAGUCUAUAAGAGCCAGACAGGCUAUCUCUAGGAGCUUUAGGCGUGAUAAUACAACAGAACGUUGUUCAUUAUCA